GAACCAUGAAGCGGCAACGCCAGUUGACCUCUACAGAAACCUGCAGAAGUCUGUGAAUAAGUUUGGUAAACUGCGCGUGAAUGCGUCCAUUGAAGAUGUAAUGGAGACCUGGGCAAAUAACCCGGGAUAUCCCCUCGUAUCAGUAGUUAAAAAUUCUGGGAAUCUCGUCGUGUCCCAAGAACACUUUCACUUGAACCGGCGGAACCAAUCGUCAGCCGAAUGGUGGAUCCCAUUAAGCUUCGUUGCGGAGAAGCAUGCGAAUUUCUUUGAGACAGCUCCGAGCCACUGGUUGCGACCAGGAGUUAGACAUUUGAUCAUCGAGGACGCUGCACCGGAUGAUGAUUGGGUCAUUUUGAAUGCGCGACAAAUCGGCUAUUACCGAGUGAACUACGACCGGGAAAAUUGGCAAAGGCUGACACGUUACCUGAAUUCUGAGGACUUUUAUAAGAUUGAUAAGUUGAACAGAGCUGCUCUUAUAGACGAUGCGUUUAAUUUGGCCAGGGCCGGCUACUUGGACUAUGCGAUACCGUUCGACCUUUGCCGUUACCUGACUCGAGAGCGUGAUUACGAGCCAUGGGUAGCCGCUAUAAACAAUUUCAAAUUCGUGAACAAAAUGUUGGAUAUUUCGAAUGUAGCAACCCCUGUACCACGACUACAGGCUGCUUUUCAGAAAUAUGCGGUGGACUUGUUGGAGAAUAUUUAUAGACAAUUGAAUUUCACUGAAUCCGCGGACGAGGAUUUAACAACCAAAUUGAAGAAAGAGAUAAUCUUAUCGAUAUCCUGCCUGUUCCACAACCGUGAUUGCUUGAAUACCACGCUAAAUAUAUUUUCAAGAUGGUCUCGAUAUUCCAAUGAAUCAAUACCUCGUGAUGUGAAAAGUUUUAUUCUGUGCGAGGGAUUCCGUCAUAUGCCAGGCGAAUGGUCCACAGCAAUGGAAAGAUAUCUGAAGACUGAUUUGCAGACCGAGCAAGAAUUGUUACUGCAAGCUUUCGGAUGUACCUGGGACCCUUCUCAAAUAAGAGAACUGGUUACAUUAGCAAUAUCGAAUGAUUAUAAUAAGCAUGUCCGUACACAACAGAGAAUUAUAGCAAUGAAUGCCGUCAUAGACGGAAACGGAUGGAACGUGGAUUUCGUUUUGGAGCUUGUGCAAAAGCAUUUGAGGUUAAUCAUCACAGAGAGAGGAUAUGAUUUCCUCAGUAAGGUGAUUACUUCGAUUGGAAACGCGAUGAAAGCUGACUAUCAAGUGCAAACGCUUCGUGCAUUCAUUCACAACAAUUCUGAGUCACUCGGACCGUCAUUGAGUUCUGCAGAGAAGGCGAUAUAUGUGGUCUCGGAGAAUGCGGAAUGGGUCAGAAAAUAUAAACCCAAUAUUGCUAAAUACUUUCAAAUAGGUGUGUGAGAUAUU
Ceratina calcarata is the source of this 1405-nucleotide messenger RNA. RefSeq names its product aminopeptidase N. The record is from RefSeq and is a predicted model, not a curated record. Gene Ontology annotation, molecular function: metalloaminopeptidase activity; zinc ion binding; peptide binding. The transcript has 6 exons. Lineage: Eukaryota; Metazoa; Arthropoda; Insecta; Hymenoptera; Apidae. Gene Ontology annotation, cellular component: cytoplasm; membrane. Gene Ontology annotation, biological process: proteolysis; peptide catabolic process. The annotation marks the transcript as partial.